CGGCAAUCUCCAGGACAAGGAUUCCGUGUGCGUUGUCGAUGCGCUGCGCGAUCACAAUGUAGUCAGCGUCGUGGCCGGGAGCCGCAACUCCCUGGCGAUCUGUGAGGACGGCCGGCUCUUUACUUGGGGAUGGAACCAGCGCGGCACUCUGGGGCAUCCUCCAGAGACCAAGACGGAGAGCACGCCAAGCCAGACAUUUCCAGCAGGGAUCUGAGAUCUCGGACUUUGCAGGUCAAGGCUUUGGCAAAUGUGAAAAUUGUCCAGGCUGCGAUUGGAGGCUGGCAUUGCUUGGCUGUGGAUGAAGAGGGAAGAACAUAUGCAUGGGGAGGUAACGAGUAUGGUCAGUGCGCUGAAGAGCAGCAAACCAAAGAGCAGCAAAACAAAGGCGAGAGUAAAGUUCUCCACCGUGACAUCACUAUUCCUCAGAGAUGUGCUCCUCGUCUAUGCGUCCGGCAGGUAGCAGCGGGUGGCACACACUCGGUGGUCCUUACAGAGGAAGGACAUGUUUGGACCUGGGGACAACCAUGGCCUCCCGGCGACAUCAAGCAAAUAUCUGUUCCAGUUCGCGUACAGGGAUUGGAGAACGUAACCAUGAUUGCCGUCGGUGCUUUUCACAAUCUUGCGCUGGUCCAACACGGAGAAGUUUGGGCGUGGGGCAACAACGAGUACGGGCAACUCGGCACUGGAGAUACCCAGCCGCGUUCUUCUCCAGUUCCUGUGAAGGGUUUGACUGGACUUGUUCUGGUUGAUAUUGCAGCUGGUGGCUGGCAUUCUAUGGCAUUGACACCUGAUGGAGCGGUGUAUGGAUGGGGGAGAGGAGAGCAUGGACGGCUGGGUUUCGGUGAUGACAAGAGCAGCAAAAUGCUUCCACAGAAAGUUCAUCUUCUAGCUGGAGAGCCAGUUGUGCAGGUUUCGUGUGGUGGCACGCAUUCCGUGGCAGCAACAAUCAGCGGUCGCAUGUUCUCGUUUGGACGUGGUGACCACGGGCGUCUUGGCUAUGGCGGAGCGGUCACGACCGGGCAUCCCGUCGAAGUCCCCGUUUCUCUCCAUCACUACUCGCGGCACAACAUCGUCAGUGAAGACGAGGCCAAUGGUAGUACCCGGUGGGUGGUAAAACUCGUUGCCUGUGGUGGCAGGCAUGCUCUCGCGGUUGCUUCAUGCUAGAAAACUUUUCUUCUUUCUCUUCUGCAAGCCUACGUAAGUCAUUUCAGCCGGAGAAACUUCCCGAGCAGUGUUAUCUUGGGGGAUCUCUUCCAGAAUGUUGUCAGCAAUACGUAAAUUCUUCCGUGGUUCCGGCACAAACAAACGCGAAUCACAUGUGGCUAGCGAGAACUCCGUAUGAUCUUUACUCGAUUUUCUCGCUCGCUGCUACAAAAAUUUCUCCAGGCAUCAUCGUUUUUGUUUCGAUCUCCCGUGUUCCUUCCAGGAGGAACUAUAGCUAUUUUCGAUCCUUCCAAGAUCCUGCAAUAGUAGCAAGAAGAACUACGUUUUACCUCCCGGAUGGAACUAAAUUGUUAGCCUCCAGCGUGGAACACAUGGAACAAGGACAGUGGUCCCAAAGUACGCACGGACAAGUCACGCCUAGACACCACGUAAAACAUCGCGAAAAGAAAAUCACUCCAAGGAGAUUUUACUUAGAUUGUUGUGUUGGAGAAUAGCAUGCUACGUGGUUUGAUAAGAGGCCAUGUCGAUUUUGUCA
Molecule: messenger RNA, 1699 nt
Organism: Selaginella moellendorffii
Lineage: Eukaryota; Viridiplantae; Streptophyta; Lycopodiopsida; Selaginellales; Selaginellaceae
Product: ultraviolet-B receptor UVR8
Exons: 12
Coding region: 130-1164 (344 amino acids)
Source: RefSeq, a predicted model, not a curated record